Motacilla alba alba is the source of this 5483-nucleotide messenger RNA. RefSeq names its product polypeptide N-acetylgalactosaminyltransferase 16 (gene GALNT16). The transcript is spliced from 15 exons. The record is from RefSeq and is a predicted model, not a curated record. NCBI's taxonomy places the organism in Eukaryota, Metazoa, Chordata, Aves, Passeriformes, Motacillidae. The coding region runs from base 157 to 1869 and encodes 570 amino acids. Gene Ontology annotation, cellular component: Golgi apparatus.
GGGCCGCGGCCGGGGCCGGGGGCCGGAGCUGGAGCCGGAGCCGUGAGGGGCGGGGGAGCCGCGCCGCCGCCGCCGCCUCCUGCUCUCCUCUUCUUCCUCCCGCAGCCGCUCCUGCCCGUCGAGGCAGCGCUCCCAGGCUCCCCCGGGGCGCUCGGCAUGAGGAGGAUCAGGGCUAAUGCCAUCGCCAUCCUGACCGUCGCCUGGAUCUUGGGCACUUUCUACUACUUAUGGCAGGACAACAAGCCCCGCUCGGCGGCUGCCGGCAGGUCCGCCGGAGGCGGUAGCGGCGGCGGCCGGAGCGGGCAGAGGGCGGCCGGCAGGCUGGAGCUGCGCCGGGAGGAGAGGACCAUCCCCCUCAUCAUGACGAGGGCCCCCCCAGGAGAGAAGAGCAGCCGGCGGGCUUUUGACGAGAAGGCUUACUUGUCCUCCAAGGUGCUGAAGGCUGGAGAAGACCCCUAUCGUCAGCACGCUUUUAACCAGCUGGAGAGUGACAAGCUCAGCAGCGACCGGCCCAUCCGGGACACCAGGCACUACAGGUGCACGUCUGUACGCUAUGACACUGACUUGCCAGCCACCAGUCUCAUCAUCACCUUCCACAACGAGGCGCGAUCUACCCUGCUGCGCACGGUGAAGAGUGUUCUCAACCGCACCCCUCCCAGUCUCAUCCAGGAGAUCAUUUUGGUAGAUGACUUCAGCUCCGAUCCUGAGGACUGCCAGCUCCUUACCAAAAUCCCAAAGGUCAAGUGUCUACGAAACACCCAUCGAGAAGGGCUGAUUCGCUCUCGGGUGCGAGGAGCUGAAGUGGCAGCUGCUGACAUCCUCACCUUCUUGGACAGUCACUGUGAAGUCAACAGCGAGUGGCUGCAGCCAAUGCUCCAGAGAGUGAAAGAGGAUUAUACCCGAGUGGUGAGUCCAAUUAUUGAUGUUAUCAGCCUGGAUAAUUUUGCCUACCUGGCAGCAUCAGCAGAUUUGAGGGGAGGGUUUGACUGGAGCCUUCACUUUAAGUGGGAACAGAUUCCUAUAGAGCAGAAGAUGUCCAGAACAGACCCAACUCAGUCUAUAAGAACCCCUGUCAUAGCAGGAGGCAUCUUUGUGAUUGACAAAUCCUGGUUUAAUCACCUGGGAAAAUAUGAUACUCAAAUGGAUAUCUGGGGAGGAGAAAAUUUUGAGCUCUCUUUCCGAGUGUGGAUGUGUGGUGGCAGCUUGGAGAUUGUUCCCUGCAGUCGAGUGGGACACGUGUUCAGGAAGCGCCAUCCCUACGACUUCCCUGAGGGCAACGCGCUGACUUACAUCAAGAACACGAAGCGCACAGCAGAGGUGUGGAUGGACGAGUACAAGCAGUACUACUACGAGGCCCGGCCCUCGGCUAUCGGCAAGUCCUUUGGAAGUGUUGCAGACCGAGUGGAGUUGCGACACAAACUGAACUGUAAAUCCUUCCAGUGGUAUCUGGAGAAUGUCUACCCCGAGCUCAAGAUUCCUGAAAAAGAGUUGAUUCCAGGAAUAAUUAGACAAGGAGGAAACUGUCUGGAGUCUCAGGCACAGGAUACCACAGGGAAUGUGUUGGCUGGCAUGGGAAGCUGUAAAGGGACGGUGAACAAUCCACCUGUCACUCAGGAGUGGAUAUUCAGUGACCCUUUAAUUAGACAGCAGGACAAGUGUCUUUCCAUUGCCUCCUUCUCUACUGGCUCUCAAAUCACACUGGAAGCUUGCAAUCAAAAAGACAGCAGACAGAAGUGGAAGAUGAAAGGCAGUUUUGUUCAACACUUUGUCAGCGGUCUCUGCCUGGAAAACCAGACUGGAAGAGUGGUGACCAACCCCUGUCAAGCAGGUGUACCUGGCCAACAGUGGGAGCUGCUACAAGCAACAUGAUGGUAGCACAGAGAUCUCCUUGUUUCUUUGUGCAUGAGACUUUGGGAGCAGAGGGGGAUCCGGAAGGGAGGAAUGGUUUUGUAUGUCUGACCCUAAAUGUUUUCAUUGUGCUCAUCAGUAAGCCACCAUUUCAGCUGAGCACUUGAUGGUUUUGAGCUUUGCAGAGAAGAAGCUGGGGGUGAGAGGAAUCAGGAUGGUUGUCAAAAUCUUCCCAUCUAUUGUCGUAAGUUCUCCUUUGUAGCUGAUGCCUGUGCACAGCUGCGCCUAGAGAUGGAGGAGGACCCAGCCCAAUACUUGUGGCUCUCCCCAUCCUUUCCUUUCUCUGCAUCCAGAGUCCACAACCUUCAGUCCAGCAGCUUAGGCUAUGCUUGUACAAACACUGGUAGCUCUUUGGCUUCCCUGGCUUUUUGCUCUAACAUCGUGCAUCAUUUAUGCAUAUGUCUCUCAGUGAGGACUGGCCAGAAGCAUCAUCAUGAUCAGUGGAGAGGCUGGGAAGGAGCUAGCAGAUCCUGGGGGCAGGUUUGUCACCUCUUUUUGGUGGGUCCAUUCCUUCCUCUGCCCACAGAAGCUGCCCUCAGCCAAAUGUGCUGAGGUUGGGCAGUGCUGACAAGAGGAAUUGGAAAGGGACAAUCUGUUUUACCAGCCUAACCAGGGAUUCUUUCAGGGACUAUUCCCUGUUGAAGUCUUCCUUCCAGCUUUUUUUAUAUGUGGAAGGCCAGCCCUGCCUCCAAGAGUGGCCCAAUCCUGCAGGUUCAGGGUACCGUGUUCUGGUGGAGCCAGUCAGAGACAGUGCCAACACUUGGAGAUGUUAGGGAAGCUGGGACUUCUGUUCUCUGGCUGCUCUUCCUGGUGCUACCAGCCACUGCCCACUGCAGCCCACACCAAAGGUGGUGCACAGAGCUGCGUGGGCAGCACACACAGACAGAGGUGCUGCACAUGGCUCAGGCUGUGGCAGGAGCCCACCCAGAUCCUCACUGUGAGAGACAGAAGGGGACAGCCCCUAGGUCACAGCAGACUUCUUGCUGCUGGCUGGGCAGGGCCACAGUUCUCAUGCUUGUCUCUUCAGCUCUGCAUAGCCCCUGUGAACAGAGCCUGGCAUGACAAACCACCCACUUCCUUGUCUAGUUGCUUUUCCUUCUCUCUUUGAGAAAGAUGAGGGUUGGGGCUGCUCUACUUUUGACACCACUCUCUCUUCCUGAUGAGUACCUUGGGGAGAGGUUAGCUGGUGAAGCUGAGACUGCCCCCUGCACAAAUGCUGCCAACAGCAUAGGCAGCCCUGAGAGAGGCUCCUUUGUGUUCUAGAAAUACCAAAGACACUGGUGGUCUCUAGCUAGCAUCCCAAUCCUGCUCCGAGUUACCAGUCAGCUCUAGCCACAUGUGGGUAUUCAAACCUGCCAAGGGAUGCUUACCUAUACAAAUAAAGUCCCCACAACUUUACCUUCUCCUAACUAGAUCUGUUAAAUUUGCCUCUUGAGAUAGAUUUUGUAAACCAACCCUCCUUUCCAAGAACCUGACAGGGGAACCAGAUGGUGGGACCAUCUUCAUUAGGCAAUUGCUUGCCUGGGUCCUUUCUGAUCCCUGUAGAAGAAACAGGUUGUUCAUUUGGAUUCUGAACAGCUGUUUGCUUUUGAUCAUGUUUGUAUCUGUUUUUAAUUCUUUCUCUUAGCUUGGUAUUAGCCUAAACAUUUGACAAAAGAACAGAUAAUGUUCUUCAUACAUUGCAUGUGCUUAGUGUGAAAACUGGACAAUGUUUUUUGUUCUUGGUCUAAAAAAAUUAAAUCCAUCAUGUGCCAGGAGCUCUUAUACUGUUUCCCCCUUCACUUUGAUAUCAGAUCCCCAUCUCAGCACUGAUUAGCCAGAAGAAUGACCUGCCUGCACUGUGGAAACUCACAAGAGAGUUCCUUUUGAUCCUUACAGAAUGGUGCAGCUGCUCUUCUCUGUGGAAAGGAGGGCACUGACUCUGCAGUGAUUUCUCUUUCCCUGUAUUGAGGUGCUUUGGGCCGGAGCCAUUGAGGUCAGGAGAGGGCAGAGAAGGAAGGAAAAUAGCCUAGGAAUGGAAUGAGAGUGGGCCAGAAGACCCAUUGAGGGCAGAGAUGCCAUCCUAUUAGCUACUGCAUUUUUAAACAAGAAUAUACAGGAGAGGGUCCUUUCAGAAUAGCAUCAUUAUGCAGUAGGAGACAGGAACAGUCAAGUUCUUACCUACUUGGCUUGAAAAAUAUUGAUGCAAAGACAGAUGAAGGGCCAUUGAGCAGGUACUGUUUAUAAGCUCCAUAUACAAUGAAGUGUGAAAGGAUUACAUGUUUUCAUCAAAACACAGCCUAAGUGGACCAUCUGACCUCCCCCCAUUUCACUCUCCAGCAGCUUAAGUGUUGCAGCUAACAGCAUGUUCACUCCUCUACCAGGUUCUGCCUCCUUGCUCCCUGCUCCCACUGUGUGUGUGCAGCUUUCUUGCAGUUCCUCCUUCAUAACCACUCUGGGACCAGGACCCAGCUCCUCUACAAACAAUGCUCCUGGCUGCUGCAGACCACAGAAGCUCUGCUUAUUUACAGUCUCCAAGCUCUGGGCCAGCCCUAAUUCAAAGGGCUCUUGUCAGCACGGUGACUGCUGCCCUUCACUGUGUGUUUGGCCCCCGUGCUGGAGGCUGCUGACUGCUCCUGGGGCAGACAUGCCUGGACUAGCUGUGUUGAUUUGUGCCUCUCUUCCUACUGCUCUCCUGGCAGAGUGUGAACCUGCAUCCUUUUGGGCUGUAAGCUGGGGCUGCUGAAGAUGGAGCACUCCUUCUUCAGAUGCUGUGGCCUGGGGGAGGACAAAGGUGGGCAAAGGGCAAAGGUGGACAUAUGCUAGAUGUCAAUAACUCAAAUUGCUUGUGGAACUUGGAGUUUCAUUUUUUAAUUCUACCUGGUUUUGGACAUGUUCACCUGAGGUCACCUCCCAACUGCUCACUCUUCUGUCAGCUAAAGCAUUCCUUUAGCUCAACACAGACCUCCCCACACAUCAUCUUUUGGAAGCUGCUGGUUUCCAAUGUAUUUUAGCAGUUGCUGAAAAGGAAGUACGUUACAAAAGGCUGCUGUCAAGUGUGGGCAAACUGAACUUCUUGGAAUAAACGAAGUCCUGUUCAAAACUCAUUACUAGCACACUCUACAUUUCCCUUGCACUGAAGGGAAGGAAGAACAAUGUUAUCUCUACUUUUUUUCCCCAAGGUCCAUCCAGUGCUGUGUUUUGUAACAGGUGUCUGUUAGGAUUUCUUCAAGCAAACUGACUAUUUGUAACAGUCAGACGAAGCAGCUGUUCGCCCUUGUUUUCCUGUUUAUUUUAAACAACCCCCUAGACUGUCAAGACAGAGAAUUUGCAUUGGUAAUACCCUAAAAGAAAGCUGUUACUGUAUCAGAGCAUCCAAUGUAAUUUCCUGUGCUGUGAACCAAUGGGAGUUUAUUUAAGAGGAGCUGAAUCUACUGUUGUACAGAAAUCGGAUUCAAAAAGGUUUAUUUUUCCCACUCACUUGUAAGUUGCACUUUGCCAGAUGUAAUUUAUGUGGAACCCAGAUUAGUUUUCCUUUUUCUUCAAAAAAAGCAUGUGCCAGAAUAUGUUUAAUGCCUGGAAUAAAAUCCAUUUUG